This is a messenger RNA of Pedinophyceae sp. YPF-701, 702 nucleotides long. The record is from the annotation of a GenBank genome assembly. Lineage: Eukaryota; Viridiplantae; Chlorophyta; Pedinophyceae.
AUGCGGCCUUUCGCGGUCGAGGAGAAGGCGCGGGUCGGCGACCAGGCGCCGAAGGAUGUCGACGAGCUCAUCUUCGGGGAGGUCAAGAUCGAGGACCUCGGGGUGUUCGCGAAGUACACCGGCCUGAAGGUCCUCCACCUCGUCGGGAGCAAGAUCGCUUCCCUGAAGGGCUUCCCGAAGCUCGAGAAGCUCGAGAGGCUCGAUGUUACCGACAACCACAUCACCAGCCUCGCGCCGCUCAAGGAGCUGGCGAGCCUGGAGGCGCUGAUUCUGGCGAACAACCGCGUGGCGUCGAUGGACGAGAUCAAGGCGCUCAAGGGCCUCCCGCUCCGCGAGCUCGACCUGUCGGACAACCCGGUCCAGACUGCGGACAAGUACCGGGAGACCUUGUUCGAGGUCUUUCCGAAACUGCAGUACCUCGACCGCUUCGACCAGGACGGCAACGAGCAGCCGGACGACGACGACGACGACGACGACGAGGAGUACAGCAGCGAGGACGACGAGGAGGGCGAGGGGAGCGAGGACGAGGACGAGCCCGGGACGGCGUUCCUGCUCGGGGGCGACGCGGGCGAGGACGGGGCGGAGUACGAGGAGGAGGACCACCCUGAGAGCGAGGACAUUGACGAGGACGACGACGCGGACGAGGAGGGGCCCGCGAAGAAGAAGAGCAAGUACGACGACCCCGCGGGCGACGACGAGUGA